AAGCCGGCAAUGACCGCCUGCACCCUCCUCGCGGGUGGGCUUCGGGACCCCGGACUCUGCGCCCCCACGCGGUGGGCUCCGUCUCCGCCCAGCCUUCCCCCGAUCCCGCCCCGGCCCUGGCCUCGGGUGAGGCCACUGCUGCUGCUGCUGCUGCUCCUGCCGCGCUCCGUCCUCUCCGCCGUGUUCACAGUGGGGGUGCUGGGCCCCUGGGCCUGCGACCCCAUCUUCGCGCGUGCCCGCCCGGACCUGGCCGCCCGCCUGGCCGCCUCCCGCCUGAACCAGGCGGCUGCCCUGGAGGGCGGCCCCCGCUUCGAGGUCGCGCUGCUGCCCGAGCCGUGCCGGACGCCGGGCUCGCUGGGGGCCGUGUCCUCGGCUCUCACCCGCGUCUCGGGUCUCGUGGGGCCGGUGAACCCUGGAGCUUGCCGGCCGGCGGAAUUACUAGCCCAGGAGGCGGGGGUCGCUCUGGUGCCCUGGGGCUGCCCCGGGACGCGGGCGGCGGGCACCACGGCUCCAGUGGUGACGCCCGCGGCCGAUGCCCUCUACGCCCUCCUGCGCGCUUUCCGCUGGGCGCACGUGGCCUUGGUCACCGCCCCCCAGGACCUGUGGGUGGAGGCGGGACGCGCACUUUCCACGGCGCUCAGGGCCAGGGGCCUGCCCGUGGCCCUGGUGACCUCCAUGGAGCCCUCCGACCUGUCUGGAGCCCGGGAGGCCUUGAGGAGGGUCCAAGAUGGGCCUAGAGUCAGAGCAGUGAUCAUGGUAAUGCACUCGGUCUUGCUGGGCGGCGAGGAGCAGCGCUGCCUGCUGGAGGCUGCAGAGGAACUGGGCCUGGCCGACGGUUCCCUAGUCUUCCUGCCCUUCGACACGCUCCACUACGCCUUGUCUCCAGGCCCUGACGCCCUGGCGGUGCUCGCCAACAGCUCACAGCUUCGCAAGGCCCACGAUGCGGUACUCACCCUCACCCGUCACUGUCCCCUGGGAGGCAGCGUGCGGGACAGCCUGCGCAGGGCCCAAGAGCACCGGGAGCUGCCCCCGGACCUCAAUCUGCAGCAGGUAUCCCCUCUCUUCGGCACCAUCUAUGACUCAGUCUUCUUAUUGGCUGGGGGUGUUGUGCGAGCACGGGCAGCCGCAGGUGGUGGCUGGGUGUCCGGAGCGGCGGUGGCCCGCCAUAUCCAGGAUGCCCGGGUCCCUGGCUUCUGUGGGGCCCUGGGAGGAGCCGAAGAGCCCUCAUUUGUGCUACUGGACACAGAUGCCACUGGGGACCAGCUGUUUGCCACAUACGUUCUGGACCCUACCCAGGGCUUCUUCCACUCCGCUGGAACCCCAGUGCAUUUUCCUAAAGGUGGACGGGGGCCUGGGCCCGACCCCUCGUGUUGGUUCGACCCAGACACCAUCUGCAACGGAGGAGUGGAGCCCAGCAUCGUCUUUAUCGGCUUCCUCCUGGUGGUUGGGAUGGGACUGGCUGGGGCCUUCCUGGCCCAUUAUUGUAGGCACCGGCUGCUUCACAUCCAAAUGGUCUCCGGCCCCAAUAAGAUCAUCCUGACUCUGGACGACAUCACCUUCCUCCACCCGCAUGGGGGCAACUCUCGAAAGGUGGCCCAGGGGAGUCGAACCAGUCUGGCUGCCCGCAGCACAUCAGAUGUUCGCAGCAUCCACAGCCAGCUCCCGGAUUACACCAACAUUGGCCUCUACGAGGGAGACUGGGUUUGGCUGAAGAAAUUCCCGGGAGAUCGGCACAUAGCUAUCCGCCCAGCAACCAAGAUGGCCUUCUCCAAGAUCCGGGAACUCCGGCAUGAAAAUGUGGCCCUCUACCUGGGGCUCUUCCUGGCGGGAGGAGCUGGCGGCCCCGCGGCCCCCGGGGAAGGCGUGCUGGCCGUGGUCUCGGAGCACUGUGCCCGUGGCUCCCUACAAGACCUCCUCGCCCAGAGAGACAUAAAGCUGGACUGGAUGUUCAAGUCCUCCCUCCUCCUGGACCUCAUCAAGGGAAUAAGGUAUCUGCACCAUCGAGGGGUGGCCCACGGGCGGCUGAAGUCACGGAACUGCGUGGUGGACGGGAGGUUCGUGCUUAAAGUCACCGACCAUGGUCAUGGGCGACUGCUGGAGGCGCAGAGGGUGUUACCGGAGUCACCGAGCGCGGAGGACCAGCUAUGGACAGCCCCGGAGCUACUUCGAGACCCAGUCCUGGAGCGCCGGGGAACGCUGGCCGGCGACGUCUUCAGUCUGGGCAUCAUCAUGCAGGAGGUCGUGUGCCGCAGCGCCCCCUACGCCAUGCUGGAGCUCACUCCCGAGGAAGUGGUGAAGAGGGUACAGAGGCCCCCUCCACUGUGUCGGCCCUCCGUGUCCAUAGACCAGGCGCCCAUGGAGUGCAUCCAGCUGAUGAAACAGUGCUGGGCAGAGCAGCCAGAACUUCGGCCCUCCAUGGACCGCACCUUUGAACUGUUCAAGAGCAUCAACAAGGGCCGGAAGAUGAACAUCAUUGACUCGAUGCUGCGGAUGCUGGAACAGUACUCCAGUAACCUGGAGGACCUGAUCCGGGAGCGCACAGAGGAGCUGGAGCUGGAAAAGCAGAAGACAGACCGGCUGCUCACACAGAUGCUGCCUCCGUCUGUGGCGGAGGCGCUGAAGAUGGGGACACCUGUGGAGCCCGAGUAUUUCGAAGAGGUGACACUGUACUUCAGUGACAUUGUGGGUUUCACCACCAUCUCAGCCAUGAGUGAGCCCAUCGAAGUGGUAGACCUACUCAACGACCUCUACACGCUCUUCGAUGCCAUCAUCGGUUCCCAUGAUGUCUACAAGGUGGAGACAAUUGGGGACGCCUACAUGGUCGCCUCCGGGCUGCCCCAGAGGAACGGGCACCGGCACGCGGCAGAGAUCGCCAACAUGGCUCUGGACAUCCUCAGCGCCGUGGGCACCUUCCGCAUGCGCCACAUGCCGGAAGUGCCCGUGCGCAUCCGCAUUGGCCUGCACUCGGGCCCGUGCGUGGCGGGCGUGGUGGGCCUCACCAUGCCCCGGUACUGCCUGUUUGGGGACACGGUCAACACUGCCUCGCGCAUGGAGUCCACCGGGCUGCCUUACCGCAUCCACGUGAACAAGAGCACCGUGCAGAUCCUCUCCGCCCUAAACGAGGGCUUCCUGACUGAGGUGCGGGGCCGCACGGAGCUGAAGGGCAAGGGCGCAGAGGAAACGUACUGGCUGGUGGGCAGACGCGGCUUCAACAAACCCAUCCCCAAACCACCGGACCUGCAACCCGGGGCCAGCAACCACGGCAUCAGCCUGCAUGAGAUCCCCCCUGAUCGGCGCCAGAAGCUGGAGAAGGCGAGGCCAGGCCAGUUUUCUGGGAAGUGAGGCUGGGUCUGGAACAAGGAUUAUUCCGGAAGGUCCUUUUCCUGAACGUUGCUGCUGUAGGUGACCAAAAAUCUGGCUAAUACCAGUGACUUCUAUCCAGCUCUGCCUCAAAGGAUUCUGAGCCUUUACAAGAGCUGGUUGCAAACCAGUUGUGUGACUUUGAGAAGGCCUCAUGCACUCUCUGGGCCUGGGUUCUCUUUUGGUGGUGAAAUGAAGAGUGGCCUAGGUGGUUUCUGCACACCCCAGCUCCGACAACUGGGCUUCUGAGUGGUUGGCCUUGGGAUAUGGGGCACGGGGCAGGUGGCCUGCAGCCCCAGUGAUCCUGGGCCCAUCAGGAAGGCCCCAGGAAGGAGGAUCUGGGAUUGGAUGUCCCAAGCCCAGAGGAGGUGGAGCCCGCCUAUUCCACCAGCGCAGGGGUUGUCACGUGGCCUAAGGAUUCCAGGGCUUCUAUUUAGCCUCAAGGAUCCUUCCCUUCUCCAUUCUCCACCAGCUGAAAACUGCCUCCUUUGGUGGCAUCACCACACACCUUGCCCAAGUGCAGAGAAAAAAAAGCUUGGUUCUUGGCUUUGGGGAAAGGAAUGUAAACAAACUGCACCAAACCUUUACUAACCAGAACACCCAGGAAUAGUAGUAUUCUCUGUUUAACUGGGCGCUACUGAGCAGGCAGUUGGAUGGAAAAUCCUUCCUGGUUAGAUCUUUGCCACAAGCAUCAAGCCAUCCCAUCCUGGUGGGUCUCUAGCUGAAGUUUCUUUUGUGGUACUUUGAUAUCCCAGAGCCUGGGCUUUGGCAUGUUGGACUCUGGGUGGCCUUCACUGUGGCUUCAGACCCUGGCAGAAGUUAGCAGCAGCUGCAGCCACUCAGGCUGUCUCUCUAGGUAGUGAGCCUCCAGUCCCUGCGGUGUGUGAGCAGAACUGGAGAUAGCUGUGAGCAGGGAUAGUACCAUCAGAUGGACUCUCUAGGUGGAAGGUUGGACUCAGUCCUCACCACACAGUGUGGCUGGGGGGCCAGCAGCAGUGACAUCACUGGGAGCUUCUUAACAAUACAGCAUUUCAGGCCCCGUUGUAUGGAAACAGAAUCUACAUUUUAACAGAGUUGAACAGAGUUCCUUGAGAGUAUGUAUACAUACUUUAAAGUUUCUGAAUCAUUGAACUAAAUGAUCUUAGGAGCUCUAAAAUCUCAGAAUUGUUGAGAGUGGAUGGCUGAGAAAUACUGGCAUAGGUUGCCAUUUCCUUCUCCAGGGGAUCUUCCUGGCCCGAGGUCAAACCCAAGUCUCUUGCGUCUCCUGCACUUUCAGAAGGAUAGUUUACCAUUUGCACCACCUGGGAAGCCAGAAUUUCUAAGAUUUCAUAAGAACCAGGCUAGAAACUAGUCUCGAGACUUGUCUGGCCACUGGAAUGGUUUUAUUUUUGUCUUGAGCUAACAUUUAGAAAUCAACACAGGCCCCAUUGUAAAAAUGUCUACCAAAUUUCCUUCUUUUCUGAAAUCAAAAGCCCCACACAGGGGUAACUGCAACUUCCUGCUGGAGCUAAAGAGCAACCGUUUUCCCACCCCACCACUCUCUCCAGGGUUUCACUCUUCCAUUCUCACAGUGCCCACCACUCCCCAUGGACUCCAGAACACCAGGAUUCUCUGAACUUAUGUUCCUGUCAGGUGCCUGUAGACAUCAGACCCCAGGACCCUGGAGUAGCUGAUGUUAGGACUAUGGACGAGCCUGGGGGUUGAAGGGUUGCUUUGCCUGACCCGUGAAACCCACAAACUUAGUGGUCUUUUCCUCCUUCCUAAAGGCAGAGAAAGAAGGGAGAAGAAACCUAAGAUUCAGCAGCUACAGGUUCUGGUUACUUAAGGUGGUGCUGCUAUAGGGAGUAAUAUGGUAUAAUUUAAAAAGCAUUUUUAACCAAGUUCGGAGAUGAUGAAUUAAGGAUUUCUUUUUUUUUAAACCCUGAUGCACGCGCACACACACAGUAUUUUUUAAAUUACCUACAUUCUGAAACAUCUUUCUUUAGAUUUUCUCUGUACUUAGGUUCCAGGGAUUGAAGGCCAGCUCUGCAUUGCUGGUGCUGGACCUGACAUGUGGACAUAGCUUUCUUUCCCCUGCCUCUUCCCUCCUUCCCCCCCACCCCACUUUUUUCCUCCCAGCCUGUGUGGGGCCUAGGACAGUUACUAGCCUGUGAUUCAGGGGAGCUUCAGGAAAAAGUUGACCUGGGGUUAGGCGGAGGAGGAUUGAUGCAAAUAGGCGGAGGCGGGGCACCCCCAGAGGGGAAGGAGGAUGAGCUGGGGCCGAACCUUGUUUGGGACAGAGGUGGGGCAAACAGGGCUGAGCCAGUUCCUUCCCAUUGUCAACUCAGCCUUGUUCUCAGGUGCAUGCUCAGUCUCUCAGUCGUGUCUGACUCUUUGCAACCCCAUGGACUAUAGCCUGCCAGCCUCCUAUUUCCAUGGAAUUUUCCAGGCGGGAAUACCGCAGUAGGUUGCCAUUUCCUCCUCCAGGGGAUCUUCCCAUGGAGGAUCAAACAUGUGGAGGACCCCUGGACAUAAUGAUCAAACCCAUGUCUCCUCAUUGGCAGGUGGAUUCUUUACCACUGAGUCACCUGGGAACUCAGUCUGAAAGGAGAUCAUGCAAGUGACUGGGGGAGAGCCUGGUAACGGAGAGGCCUGUCCUCCCCAGUCUGGAGAACUCAGGGACCACCCACCCUAGAGCUCAGAGGGCUGGUGGGAGUGGAGGAGGGAAAAGAUCAAGACAUGGUCUCCUCUCUGCUCCUAGUCUCCUCUCUCUGCCUGGCAGUUUCUCCCUGUCUUUCUCCUCCAUUUUCAUGGAACCUUUUCCUGGGCCCAGGCAGUCUCUGAGAGCGCUACUGCCCUCUGACCCAAGUCCUGUCCACCUGGUCACCCCUGUUGUUCCCGGGACCCCAGCUCAGAGAGUACCCGGCUUGGCCAGUAGGCUCCCCUCACCUUUAGCCAUGUUUACACUACCUCUGCCACUGGCCUUGCCUUCAGGAUGGCGCUGUAGCCAGGACCAAAGAUGGCCGAAGCCGGGAUCUCCCGCAGCUGCUGCUGCUGCUGUCCCCACCCUGUAGCUGGGACACAUCACGUCCUGGGGCUCACCUGGCACCUUUUGUCUGUGCUGCUUCUCAGGGACUGGACUCUGCUCCCCACCCCCACCUGCAGUGGACCCCAGGGACCCCCUCUGGGGGCUCUGGAACUGUGUUUUGUGGCCAUGUUCACCAGGAUCUUCUGGACUGUGUGCUGUGGACACCAGGCCACAUGCCAUGGUGUUGGGUCCUGGGAGGGUGGGGGCUGGAAUAAAGGUGUGCUUUCUUCCA
Messenger RNA from Cervus elaphus (red deer), 6659 nucleotides. It is a transcript of the gene GUCY2D, whose product is annotated as guanylate cyclase 2D, retinal. Gene Ontology annotation, molecular function: peptide receptor activity; ATP binding; protein kinase activity. The transcript has 19 exons. The coding region runs from base 10 to 3342 and encodes 1110 amino acids. NCBI's taxonomy places the organism in Eukaryota, Metazoa, Chordata, Mammalia, Artiodactyla, Cervidae. Gene Ontology annotation, biological process: protein phosphorylation; receptor guanylyl cyclase signaling pathway; cGMP biosynthetic process. The record is from RefSeq and is a predicted model, not a curated record.